GGACGGAGACAAAGGAAGAUUCAUGUCCAAAGGGCUCCCAGAGACCAGGACGGACGCAGCCAUGUCAGAGCUGGUGCCCGAGCCCAGGCCUAAGCCGGCAGUGCCCAUGAAGCCCGUGAGCAUCAACUCCAACCUGCUGGGCUACAUCGGCAUCGACACCAUCAUUGAGCAGAUGCGGAAGAAGACCAUGAAGACCGGCUUCGACUUCAAUAUCAUGGUCGUCGGUCAGAGUGGACUGGGCAAGUCAACAUUACUCAACACUCUCUUCAAGUCCCAAGUGAGCCGCAAGGCUGCCAGCUGGAACCGAGAGGAGAAGAUUCCCAAGACAGUGGAGAUCAAAGCCAUUGGGCAUGUGAUCGAGGAAGGCGGUGUCAAGAUGAAGCUGACUGUCAUUGACACCCCAGGCUUUGGAGACCAGAUCAACAAUGAAAACUGCUGGGAGCCCAUUGAGAAGUACAUCAAUGAACAGUACGAAAAGUUCCUGAAGGAGGAAGUGAACAUUGCCAGGAAGAAACGCAUCCCUGACACUCGCGUCCACUGCUGCCUCUACUUCAUCUCUCCCACGGGACACUCCUUGCGACCACUCGAUCUGGAGUUCAUGAAACAUCUCAGCAAGGUGGUGAACAUUGUCCCUGUCAUUGCCAAGGCUGAUACCAUGACCCUGGAGGAGAAGUCUGAAUUCAAGCAAAGGGUUCGCAAGGAGCUUGAAGUAAACGGCAUUGAGUUUUAUCCCCAGAAGGAAUUUGAUGAAGACUUGGAGGACAAAACCGAGAAUGACAAAAUCAGGCAGGAGAGUAUGCCCUUCGCAGUGGUGGGAAGCGACAAGGAGUACCAAGUGAAUGGCAAGAGGGUCCUCGGCCGAAAAACCCCCUGGGGCAUCAUCGAAGUGGAAAACCUCAACCACUGUGAGUUUGCCCUGCUUCGAGACUUUGUCAUCAGGACCCAUCUCCAGGACCUCAAGGAAGUGACACACAACAUCCAUUAUGAGACCUACAGGGCCAAGCGGCUCAAUGACAAUGGAGGCCUCCCUCCGGGAGAAGGCCUCCUCGGCAAUGUCCUUCCACCUGUGCCCGCCACCCCCUGCCCCACUGCUGAAUGAAGGCCAUUUCAAGCUGCUUCUCCCUCCAUUCCUCUCAGCCGUUAUUGCUGCAGGGCCAAGCCCUU
This is a messenger RNA of Orycteropus afer afer, 1164 nucleotides long. NCBI's taxonomy places the organism in Eukaryota, Metazoa, Chordata, Mammalia, Tubulidentata, Orycteropodidae. The record is from RefSeq and is a predicted model, not a curated record.